GGUAGUGGUGGCGAUAGCGCCAACAACUGAAAGAUAAGCGCACAGUUCUCAACUGAAUACGUAUCAGGUCGUGCCGCACAGCUGUUAAGUGCGACAUAUAAAUUGCAUUACCUCGAACUGAGUAAUAAACAAUGUCUCUGACGACAAUAGAAACACAUCAAGAAAUGUUUCUCAACAAGAGUUGUGCUAAAUAAAUCCUAAAGUAAUUUAUAUAUUUAUCAUAUACAUAAAAUAUAUAGUGACAAUAUUUAUUUUUGCGAAAACGUAAUAUAUUGCAAUAACUAAUCAACAAUGGCUGAUUUACAAUUAGAGUUAAAUGCACCAUUAGAACUGCGGAUACAAGAAUUUAAAAAUGAUCCGGAAAAAAUGCAGGACGUGAACGAUUUUUUGACUGAAUUAUUCAAGGAGGCCCAAAGAGAAGCAGAACAGAGAAACGGAAACAAACAAAAAGGCAAAUUGGACGCUUUAGGAAUACAGAAUGGCACGAAAAGAAUUGGAGCAUCAUUCAGCAGGGCACGGUCCUCCGCAAGGACGUUUGCAACACGCAUUUUUACAACAAUUUGUAAUUGUACCAAUCAGGUGAAAAGCGCAGUUACAAAUCGAAAUUAAAACGAGCGAAAUAAGUAAUAUAAUGUGUAUCUGUGUCUAAAUGUUUAUUUGUUGAGCUGUUAUAUAUUUUUUGAGUAAAUAAUGUUGAUGUUAUCUGUAGCCAUAAUUUAUUAUUGUUUUUCUCCUCUGGUGUUUAAAAUAUAAUGCAAUAAUGAGUACGUAUAACAGUACCAAAUAAUUAAUAUAAAAAAAUAAUAUUUUGUAAAUAUGUAUAUUCCUUAAAUACACUGAAAAUUUUACAAUACAGCAAUUAUUAACAAGUAAAAUAUUACUUCAUUCAUGUAAUACAGAAGAAAUUUCUUCACUUAUAAAAUAAUCUUAUUAAACAAUUAAAUAAAUUUAAGACAAUCGGAAUAAAUAAAAAUUACUAAUAAUUAUGUUGGGUAAAGCAAUAUAUUGUAUCAUGUAUGUGAGGUCGCUGGAUAUUUGGUAUUGUUGUAGAAGUUAUCUCCUGUACAUUGUUUAAAAUGAAUGUUUAUACAAA
This is a messenger RNA of Aethina tumida (small hive beetle), 1093 nucleotides long. RefSeq lists its product as uncharacterized. The transcript is spliced from 3 exons. NCBI's taxonomy places the organism in Eukaryota, Metazoa, Arthropoda, Insecta, Coleoptera, Nitidulidae. The record is from RefSeq and is a predicted model, not a curated record. The coding region runs from base 292 to 609 and encodes 105 amino acids.